Molecule: messenger RNA, 892 nt
Organism: Moneuplotes crassus
Lineage: Eukaryota; Ciliophora; Spirotrichea; Euplotida; Euplotidae
Source: the annotation of a GenBank genome assembly
UGAACCGAUUAUUAAUACCAGACUAAAAUGAUUGCUGAGAAAUGGGUGCGGUUAUCGACCAAGGCACACUUAAUCCGAGUUUCUGUAGAGGUAGACUCUAGAUCAUACUCUUUGGUGUGAAAUCUGACUGUCCACAAAACGGUCAAGGACUUUAUAAAGUACAUCUGAUGAAUGCUUUCAAAGAAGAAUUUUGAAAAGUACCUCUUGAUCCUUGCUCCUUCCCAUAUAAUCCUUGAGACGAAGACCUUGCAGGAAAAUGACACACUUAAGUUAAUAACACGGACAGAAUUCGAUGAAAUCUUGGAUGCCAAAAAGCGGAUUUACCCUGUAAAAGAAGUUAAAUAUGUAGAACACGAUCUGGUACAAGUCCCUGAGAAAUUCAAAGUUCAGACUGAUUUAACCAUGUUCGAUCUAGGCGAGGUUAAACUCUCCACACUUGAUGUAGCCAUGGAGAAACCUAUUGAUGGUCUCUGCUUUAUGCUAGAUAAGUUACCAUCAAAGAAUGUCGACCAGCAGGUAAAUUAUGGCUGUGACCGUAAAGGAUGCGAUUUUCAAGUAACUUAUGUACGAAAGAAGGAUAGGAGCUAUAUCCUCUCUGCAGUCAGAGCAAUUCAUAAUCAUAUGGAUGUUUACUCAGAAGAUGUGCAACCAAAAAUACCUCUUGGUGUUUUCGACCAAAAUAAAGAACGGAAAGAAGAUUGUAAUAAAGGAAUGAUGGGCAUUAAGCAUGAAGCAGGUUAUGAUGAAAAUAGUUAUAACUGGGCUCCAAAGAAUGAAAUUGGGGACCAUUUCCAAAUGUUUCCGUCUAAGAAAGUUAUCAGCAAGCCUCAAAAACAGUUCAAGUUCAGACUUUCCAGGUCAACAAAAUAAUUUAUAAACGAUCAAUUUAGGA